AUGAGUAUGUCAUCUGGCUUGGGGGGAUCAAGUGGGAGUACGUCUUUUGGUUGUAGAACAAAGGGACUACCUGGCGGUCGAAGGUGCAAAUGUGGGAGGCAAACAAUCGUCUAUACCUCCAAAACAGAGAGAAACCCAAAUAGGGCAUUCUUUGGGUGCCCUAAUUUCAAGGAUAAGAAGCCCUUUUGUAAUUUUCUUAGAUGGGUAGAUGAUGUAUGUAAUGAAAGCUUGGAGCUUGAAGAUGGAAGAAUCAACAAGGUGGAGUUGGAUGUUGCUGAAAUGGAUUUCAAGUUGAAGCAUAUGGACAUGAUAAUCAGUGACCAAUUGCAAGCUAAGUUGAAUGACCAUGGUGUGAAGAUUAGUGAGCAAGAACUGAAUAUCAAGGUGCAGAAAAGAAAGCUGAAUGAGCUAUACCUGAAGAUGGCGGAGGAGUUAGAUAGGAUGGACAAGGAAAUUAGGCAUGUUGGUAGGGCAGCUAGGGUCUUAGUUGCUACUUGUGUAGGGUGGUCCAAUUUUGGGUACUGUUUGGUCGUUGCUGUUUGGACAAAUUUGAAUGCAAUGUGUUCAUGUCCAAUUUUUGGAUCGCAGCUUGUAUGA
Molecule: messenger RNA, 597 nt
Organism: Gastrolobium bilobum
Lineage: Eukaryota; Viridiplantae; Streptophyta; Magnoliopsida; Fabales; Fabaceae
Exons: 3
Coding region: 1-597 (198 amino acids)
Molecular function (GO): zinc ion binding
Source: RefSeq, a predicted model, not a curated record